AUGGAGCAAUCCAAUAAAGAGCACAGGAAGGGGAGGGAUAAGGCAACAGCCAAGAAAAAAUUGCAUACGCAAGGCCACAAUGCCAAAGCGUUCGCCGUGUCAGCUCCGGGCAAAAUGGCCAAGGCCAUGCAGAGGACAAGCGACGUAAAUGAGAGAAAGCUUCACGUUCCGAUGGUCGAUCGGACCCCAGAAGAUGAUCCCCCACCAGUGAUCGUUGCCGUGGUGGGACCCCCAGGAACUGGUAAGACCACUCUAAUAAAGUCUCUUGUAAGAAGGAUGACCAAAUCCUCACUCACAGAAGUUAACGGGCCCAUCACUGUGGUUUCCGGUAAGAGAAGAAGAUUAACUUUUCUUGAGUGUCCUGCCGACGAUCUCAACUCAAUGGUCGAUGUGGCCAAGGUCGCAGACCUGGUUUUACUUAUGAUGGACGGUAAUUUCGGCUUUGAAAUGGAAACCAUGGAAUUUUUGAAUCUUGCACAGCACCACGGUAUGCCUCGUGUGUUAGGAGUUGCCACGCAUUUAGAUCUGUUUAAAUCGCAAUCUACCUUGAGAGCUUCCAAGAAGCGACUAAAACACAGAUUUUGGACCGAAGUAUACCAAGGUGCCAAACUAUUUUACCUUUCAGGUGUUGUAAAUGGUCGUUAUCCAGAUCGUGAAAUCUUGAACUUGUCCAGAUUCAUUUCUGUCAUGAAGUUCAGACCACUGAAAUGGAGAAAUGAACAUCCAUAUCUAUUAGCAGACCGUCUGACAGACAUCACACAUCCGCAAUUAUUGGAGAGCAAGGGCAAACACGUUGAUAGAAAAGUGGCACUAUACGGUUACUUACAUGGAUCUGCUCUACCUGCUAUGGCUGGGGCCCGCGUUCAUCUGGCCGGUGUAGGUGACUAUUCCAUUUCGCAUGUUGAGAAAUUGCCCGAUCCCUGCCCAACUCCAUAUUUUCAGCAAAAACAGGAUGAGUACGAACGAGAAAAGAUGAAAGAGGAUGGUGGUGCCGGUUCCGGUGCGCCCCGCAGACGGAAAAGGCUAGACGAUAAACAAAAACUUAUCUAUGCACCAAUGUCCGACGUUGGUGGCGUUCUCAUGGACAAAGAUGCCGUUUUCAUAGACGUCGGCUCGAAGAAUGGAGAAGGUGCUAGUUUCGUACCUGGUCAGGAGAAAGGUGAAGGUGAAAAGCUUGUGACCAGCCUUCAGUCAGCUGAGAGAGGUAUUGCGGAGGGCUUCGAUGGCGUCGGGUUGCAACUUUUCAGCAAUGGACAGGAGUUGCAUGCUGAUGAUCAACAAUUGAACAGUUCGGCUAGUGAAGAGGAGAACAGCGAUAACGGCAUUGAUGUUGGAAGACAAAAUCUGAGAAAACCUAGGAUUUACGGCAAAUCUGUGCAAGAAGCAGAUGCUGAUGUUGACGAACUAGCAUCUGAUGACGAGGAUGAGAAUGGUGAUUUUGGUGAUGAUGAUGAUGAUGAAUCUCGUCAAAGGAAAAUGGUUAACAUAGAUUUUCCUUCCGGAAACGGCGACUUCGUUGACGCUCAUACCGACUCUGAGUUUGAGCUUUCGGAUCACGAACAAGAUAUUUGGACACACAGUACAGCUUCAAAGCUCGAAGGUUCGAAUAACAGACGCAGGAAAUGGGAUAUUGGCAAACUCAUCUACAUGGACAAUAUCGCACCAUCAGACUGUCUCAAAAGAUGGAAAGGUGAAAUUGAUCAAGGCACAGAAGACGAUGAUGAAUCGCAAGAAGAUGAAGAUUUUUUCCAGAAGAAGGAUACCACGAGAACUACGGCAUCUUGUGCCGAUGACGAUUUAGAAAAGUUCAAACCACAUUUUGAGACGUUUAAAAAGCUCAUUGCGAAAUGGCCUAAUAUGGAUCGAAUCAAAAACAGACUGAUAGGAUCUUCAAAACCGCCCUCCACAGGCGUGGCCGAUGCUGAUGAAGAUGAAGAGGCAUAUGGCGACUUCGAAGAUCUAGAAGAGACGAACGGUGAAGGAGCUGAGAGUGGCGUCAAUGAAGACAACACGUCGCAUGACGAUAGCGAUGGUAAUGAAAGCGACGGAUCAUUUGCUGAUUUCGACAAGGAGGAAAAGAAGUCACUCAGUACAGAGCAAGAAAGAGAAGAGAAUGCAGCAAAGAAGGAGAAUCUACGUUUGCAAUUCGAAAUGGAAGAAGGUGACAAUUUUAAGGAGGAAGACCCUAACAAUGAAUACGAUACAUGGUAUGAGCUUCAGAAGGCCAAGAUGGCUAAGCAGAUGGAGAUUAAUAAUGCUGAGCUUGAGGAUAUGACACCUGAACAACGUCAAAAAAUUGAGGGUUACAGAGCAGGUUCCUAUGUGCGGAUCGUUUUUGACAAUUUGCCCAUGGAGUUUGUUGAAAACUUCAACCCUAAGUACCCCAUUAUCAUGGGGGGUCUGCUUCCUGCCGAAAUGAAAUUUGGUAUCAUCAAAGCAAGAAUUAGAAGACAUAGAUGGCACAAAAAGAUUCUGAAAACCAAUGAUCCGCUUGUGUUGUCCUUGGGCUGGAGAAGAUUUCAAACUCUACCUAUUUACACAACCAGUGAUUCGCGGACAAGAAAUAGGAUGCUCAAAUAUACUCCAGAGCAUUCUUACUGUUUUGCCAGCUUUUACGGGCCUCUAUGCUCCCCGAACACAACGUUUUGUGGUAUUCAGGUCGUUGCAAAUAGUGACACUACUGGAAGCUUCAGAAUAGCAGCGACUGGUAUUGUAGAGGAAAUUGAUGCUAGUGUCGAGAUCGUCAAAAAAUUGAAGCUUGUUGGAUAUCCUUACAAAAUUUUUAGAAACACUGCAUUCAUCAAGGAUAUGUUUUCUAGUGCUAUGGAGGUUGCAAGAUUUGAGGGUGCUCAGAUUAAGACUGUUUCAGGUAUUCGAGGUGAAAUAAAGAGAGCAUUAUCAAAGCCUGAAGGUCAUUUCAGAGCUACUUUUGAGGACAAGAUUCUUUUAAGCGAUGUCAUCGUGCUAAGAAGUUGGUACCCCGUCCAUAUCAAGAAGUUUUACAACCCAGUCACAUCUUUAUUGCUACAAAAUAAGACUGAAUGGAAAGGUUUGAGGCUCACUGGCCAGAUCAGAGCUGCCAUGAAUCUUGAAACACCAAUGAAUCCAGAUAGCGCGUACAAGAAGGUGGAGCGUGCUGAGAGACGUUUCAAUGGUUUGAAAAUUCCUUCCUCCAUUCAAAAAUCACUUCCAUUCAAGUCCCAAGUGCAUCAAAUGAAGCCCCAGAAGAAGAAGACUUACAUGGCUAAAAGAGCUGUCGUUUUGGGUGGUGAGGAAAAGAAGGCACGGUCAUUCAUGCAAAAAGUGCUCACGGUUUCGAGUGCCAAAGAAGAGAAGAAAAAGGUCAAGAACCAAGACGCACGCAAGGAGAGGCUCAAGAAGUUGGCCAAAUUGGAGGAGAUCAAAACUGAAAAGGACAAAGAGCGCAAGAAGAGAUAUUUCCAGGGCGAAGGUAAGAAAAGACAACACACCGAUUCGAGUACGGACAGAGGUUCCAACAAACGUAGAUAA
Molecule: messenger RNA, 3510 nt
Organism: Lachancea lanzarotensis
Lineage: Eukaryota; Fungi; Ascomycota; Saccharomycetes; Saccharomycetales; Saccharomycetaceae
Gene: BMS1
Product: LALA0S05e06436g1_1
Exons: 1
Coding region: 1-3510 (1169 amino acids)
Biological process (GO): maturation of SSU-rRNA from tricistronic rRNA transcript (SSU-rRNA, 5.8S rRNA, LSU-rRNA); endonucleolytic cleavage of tricistronic rRNA transcript (SSU-rRNA, 5.8S rRNA, LSU-rRNA); ribosome biogenesis
Cellular component (GO): nucleus; 90S preribosome
Molecular function (GO): GTP binding; GTPase activity; ATP hydrolysis activity
Source: RefSeq, a predicted model, not a curated record